This is a messenger RNA of Malania oleifera, 1745 nucleotides long. Its product is annotated as DNA-directed RNA polymerase subunit beta''-like. Gene Ontology annotation, biological process: DNA-templated transcription. The transcript has a single exon. Bases 165 to 1745 code for a protein of 526 amino acids. NCBI's taxonomy places the organism in Eukaryota, Viridiplantae, Streptophyta, Magnoliopsida, Santalales, Ximeniaceae. The record is from RefSeq and is a predicted model, not a curated record. Gene Ontology annotation, molecular function: DNA binding; DNA-directed RNA polymerase activity.
UCAUAUGGUACCUAAUCAUAGAAUUCUAUGAUACUGGUGGGAAUUCGUGUCUUUCUGGUUCAACUAGGAUCAUAGUUCCUGAAUUUCUAGGUGAAUCAAGAUCGAGAAAAGGAAGUUUUCCAAUCACUAACUCAAUCCCAUUGUUGAAUUCUACUUAGCAGAAUAUGGAGGUACUUAUGGAAGAACGGUCCAAUUUGGUCUUUCACAAUAAAGUGAUAGAUGGAACUGCCAUGAAACGACUUAUUAGUCGAUUAAUAGAUCACUUCGGAAUAGCAUAUACAUCACACAUUCUGGAUCAAGUCAAAACUCUGGGUUUCCAGCAAGCUACUGCUACAUCCAUUUCAUUAGGAAUUGAUGAUCUUUUAACAAUACCCUCUAAAGGAUGGCUAGUCCAAGAUGCUGAAAAACAAAAUUGGAUUUUGGAAAAACAUCAUCAUUAUGGGAAUGUACACGCGGUAGAAAAAUUACGUCAAUCCAUUGAGAUAUGGUAUGCUACAAGUGAAUAUUUGCGACAAGAAAUGAAUCCUAAUUUUAGGAUGACUGACCCUUUUAAUUCUGUCCAUAUAAUGUCUUUUUCGGGAGCUAGAGGAAAUGCAUCUCAGGUACAUCAAUUAGUAGGUAUGAGAGGAUUAAUGUCGGAUCCACAAGGACAAAUGAUUGAUUUACCCAUUCAAAGCAAUUUACGCGAAGGACUUUCUUUAACAGAAUAUAUCAUUUCUUGCUACGGAGCCCGAAAAGGAGUUGUGGAUACUGCGGUACGAACAUCAGAUGCUGGAUAUCUCACGCGCAGACUUGUUGAAGUAGUUCAACCCAUUGUUGUACGUAGAACAGAUUGUGGUACUAUACGAGGUAUUUCUGUGAGUUCUCGAAAGGGAAUGAUCCCAGAAAGAAUUUUUAUCCAAACAUUAACAGGUCGUGUAUUAGCGGAUGAUAUAUAUAUGGGUCCGCGAUGUAUUGCCACUCGAAAUCAAGAUAUUGGGAUUGGACUUGUCGAUCGAUUCAUAACCUUUCGAGCACAACCAAUAUCUAUUCGAACCUCCUUUACUUGUAGGAGUACAUCUUGGAUCUGUCGAUUAUGUUAUGGCCGGAGUCCUACUCAUGGCGACCUGGUCGAAUUAGGCGAAGCUGUAGGUAUUAUUGCAGGUCAAUCUAUUGGAGAACCCGGUACUCAACUAACACUAAGAACUUUUCAUACCGGUGGAGUAUUCACAGGGGGUACGGCAGAACAUGUACGAGCCCCCUCUAAUGGAAAAAUAAAAUUCAAUGAGAAUUUGGUUCAUCCUACACGUACACGUCAUGGACACCCUGCUUUUCUAUGUUAUAUCGACUUGUAUAUAACUAUUGAAGGUGAGGAUAUUCUCCAUAACGUGAACAUUCCAACAAAAAGCUUUAUUUUAGUUCAAAAUGAUCAAUAUGUGGAAUCAGAACAAACGAUUGCUGAGAUUCGCGUAGGAACAUCUACUUUGAAUUUUAAAGAGAAGAUUCGAAAACAUAUUUAUUCUGACUCAGAAGGGGAAAUGCAUUGGAGUACCGAUGUAUACCAUGCAUCUGAAUUUACAUAUGAUAAUGUUCAUCUCUUACCAAAAACAAGUCAUUUAUGGAUAUUAUCGGGAAGUCCGUGCAGAUCCAGCGUAGCUCCUUUUUUGCUCCACAAGGAUCAAGAUCAAAUGAACGGUCAUUCUCGUUCUGCCGAACGACGAUAUAUUUCUAACCUCUUAGUGUCAUGGUUACAAGCACUCUUUUAA